CCGCUUUAUCGACAUUCACUUAGGAAACACACUCUAUUAUUGUCACAUCUUGACCAUAAAGGUGUUGUUUGCCCAGUUGCCGAUGUAAAAUGUGGCCAGAGAAAACUUCGAAAUCGUUCCGGCAAAAUCGUAGGCGGCGAAAACGCGGAAAAGGCCGAAUUUCCGUGGUUGGUGUCGAUCACCAGAAGAGGGGGUCACUUUUGCGGCGGAACGCUGAUCAGCAACAGACACGUUAUGACUGCCGGUCAUUGUUUAUGCACGGGAAUCGGGGAUGAUCUUUUCAAACCCACGUCCUUGAGGGUGACACUUUCGCAACACGAUCUCUCGGACAAGAGCACCGACGCUUACGAACGUCCUGUGAGAUCCUUCAACAUACACCCCCAUUACUCCUGCUCCAGAUCCUCGAACGACAUUGCCAUAUUGGAGUUGGAUGGACAUGUGACGUGGUCUGAUAGCGUCAUCCCCGCUUGCCUACCUACCGAGAGGUCUUCGCAGCUCGACAACUUACUGGCCACGGUCGCAGGAUGGGGAUGGACUCACGAGCACAGUUCCAAAGGUGGUCGCGCUAAAACCCUGCAAAAGGCAAAAGUGAACGUUAUCGGCGUAGAGAAGUGUAAGAGCUGGUACGAGUCGCAGGGCAAGAAGACCAAGGUGCAACCUAACCAGAUCUGCGCGGGUCACGAACUGGGUGGUAUAGACGCGUGUUGGGCAGACAGCGGCGGACCGCUGAUGGUCGAAACCACUACAGACAACCAAAUGAUGGUUGUAGGGGUAGUUUCGACCGGAGUAGGAUGCGCCAGGCCUUACUUGCCUGGAAUAUACACCCGGGUGUCGGGUUAUAUUCCGUGGAUCCGUAGCGUGAUAGGAAGAAGCUAA
This is a messenger RNA of Cylas formicarius (sweet potato weevil), 876 nucleotides long. RefSeq names its product clotting factor B-like. Gene Ontology annotation, molecular function: serine-type endopeptidase activity. The coding region runs from base 235 to 876 and encodes 213 amino acids. Lineage: Eukaryota; Metazoa; Arthropoda; Insecta; Coleoptera; Brentidae. Gene Ontology annotation, biological process: proteolysis. The transcript has 2 exons. The record is from RefSeq and is a predicted model, not a curated record.